AAUCAUCAGAUAGAAAGAAAGAAAGAAGAUGUUGCUUUGCUUUCUUCGCUCAAGUAUUGCAGAAUCAUCAAAGUGAGAGGUGAGAGAAUUCGCAUGGCCAUUUGAUCGAUUGUUUCUGCAUUUCAUAUUAAGGAAGAGGGCCGAGAGAGAUUCAGAGAGAUAUCUUCGAUUUUCACGGAAAUAUAACAACAAAGAAAGGAAAGGAAAGGAAAGGGUUUUAAUUGGGUUUUGAUCGAACCCACCAAAUACCACCCACGAUGACUCAGUAUAAACCGGUACCUUCCCAUCUCGACGUUCCAUCGAUCGCCGGAAAAUUCAAGCCGGAGAAAUCACAGCCUUACAUUCAUCGUCUCCGUUUCCAAGCAUCUCUAAACAGACUCACUAUUUGGUCCCUUUGUUUCCUCACCCUCAUUAUCCUCGUCUUCCUCCUAUCCCCAUCUUCUCUACCCACCUCCUCCGUCGAUUCCACUCGCCACAGCAUCCAGACUACAAAUUGGGGUGGACCCGCCUGGGAGCGCCGCGUUCGCUCAUCUGCUCGCGUACGUUCACGCUCCGGUCUUACUGUGCUCGUCACCGGUGCAGCCGGCUUUGUUGGUAGUCACGUCUCCAUUUCCCUUAAACAGCGCGGCGAUGGCGUCGUGGGACUCGACAAUUUCAAUAGCUACUACGACGUUGGACUGAAGAAGUCUCGUCGGAACCUUCUUAAUCGCUCUGGUGUUUUCAUAGUUGAAGGUGACAUUAACGAUCAUCUCCUUCUGCAGAAGCUAUUCGAUGUUGUCGCAUUUACGCAUGUGAUGCAUCUGGCGGCUCAGGCUGGUGUGAGGUACGCAAUGCAGAACCCAAAUUCGUAUAUUCAUAGUAACGUUGCUGGAUUCGUUACUCUUCUUGAUGUAUGUAAAUCUGCAAAUCCACAACCAGCAAUUGUUUGGGCUUCUUCGAGCUCGGUAUAUGGAUUAAACUCGAAGGUACCCUUUUCGGAGAAGGAUCGAACUGACCACCCAGCCAGCUUAUAUGCUGCGACGAAGAAGGCUGCUGAAGGAAUUGCUCAUUCGUACAAUCAUAUUUAUGGUCUUUCAAUUACUGGUUUGAGGUUCUUCACAGUUUAUGGGCCAUGGGGGAGGCCAGACAUGGCUUACUUCUUCUUCACUAGGGAUAUAUUAAAGGGGAAAGCAAUUACAAUCUUUGAAGGUUCAAAUCAUCAAACAGUUGCAAGAGAUUUUACAUACAUUGAUGAUGUAGUGAAGGGUUGUUUGGCAGCUGUUGACACAUCAAAGAAGAGCACUGGAAGUGGUGGGAAGAAGAAGGGUGCUGCACAAUUGAGAAUCUUCAAUCUGGGUAACACAUCGCCUGUGCCCGUGAGCAAUCUUGUUAGCAUACUGGAGAAGCUUCUGAAAGUGAAGGCUAGAAAGAAGUUCAUGGCUUUGCCAAGGAAUGGGGAUGUACCAUUCACACAUGCAAACAUAAGCUUGGCAGAAAUAGAACUUGGAUAUAAGCCUACUACUGAUUUAGAAGGGGGAUUGAAGAAGUUUGUGAAAUGGUAUCUGAGUUACUACAAGAAAAAAAGUGCCUGGUGAAUUUCUUGUCCUUUUUGUUGUUUUGUUUUUCGAUGUUUCUUCUGCAGAUACAGCAACAUGCAUGAUCUAAUCCAGAUUGUGUUUUUAUUGAACCACUCAGUUUCUUUCUUCUAGUGUUUUUGUAUGGUGGUCAUCAUGCAGGGAGGGAGGGAGGGAGGAAGGAAGUAGUAUGCUAUCACCCAUUUGAUUACUUCUUUUUUUUCUGCAAAUAAUCUUGUUUGUCUUUGACAUAUAGAUGUAGGCGGUCUCUGUUUUAGAGCGCAGUCGUCUUAUUUUCCUAGCUUAUAGACACUAUCUGCAUAUUCCUGCUGGAAUGAUUCUGUCUUGACUGACUGACUUGGAAUUAUAUAGACCAACUUCCUUUCCUUCCUAUUUCCUUUGU
Impatiens glandulifera is the source of this 1956-nucleotide messenger RNA. Its product is annotated as UDP-glucuronate 4-epimerase 2-like. Bases 258 to 1574 code for a protein of 438 amino acids. The transcript has a single exon. The record is from RefSeq and is a predicted model, not a curated record. NCBI's taxonomy places the organism in Eukaryota, Viridiplantae, Streptophyta, Magnoliopsida, Ericales, Balsaminaceae.